AUGUUCCCCUCACCAAAACGUGCAGUUGCGUUGGCGUGCGCCGUCUUCGUCUUUGUGCUUCUGGCCAGCUACCAGUCAAGCAAGCAAAACUAUGCGGCGAAUCCUCUCCGGGUUGCAGAGUCCUUGAGGGAUGGAGCGAUUGGGGUGUCCUCUUCGGCGGCAUCGUCUCUCAAUACACAAAUACCGUUCUGGACCACGGAGCAGCGCGAGCCCCGGUUUGCCUACGUGCAGUAUGCGACGGACGUGGACUAUUUGUGCAAUGCGGUUAUUAACUUCCAUCGUCUGUCAUCGUUUGGUUCCAGGCACGAUCAAGUCCUGAUUUUCCCAGACAAGUGGACGGAAGGAAACACGAGAGAAGCCGAAGCUAUCAAGAAGAUCAAACACGAACUUCCUCAUCUCAUUUUUCGACCCUUCGUCGUUCUUGCUACCCACAAAGGCAGUGCGACAUGGGCCAAGAGCCUCACCAAGCUCCACGCCUUUGACUUGACCGACUACACGCGCGUUUUGGCCUUCGACUCUGACUCUCAAGUUCUCAAUAGCAUGGAUCAUUACUUUCUUGCCCCGAUGGCCGCCGUUGCCGUACCACGCGCCUAUUGGCUGAACGAGAAAGACACGCCUGUCGCCGAGCAGGUCCUCAGCUCCCACGUCAUGCUCAUAGAGCCAAGUAGUAAACGGUACAAAAAGAUUGUCAAGGAAGCGAUGAGAUCAGGCGACAUUGACAUGGAGGUUAUCAACCACAUGUUCAAGGACUCAGCCAUGAUCCUACCUCAUCGACGACUUGCACUUCUGACAGGGGAAUUCCGCCGCAAAGGCCACAAGAAAUACCUUACGCCGGAUGAUGACGAGGAUUGGAACGCCAUGGAGGAGGUCUUGAGAUCCUACCUGGUUCACUUCAGCGACUGGCCGCUGCCGAAGCCGUGGAAGCCGCACACAGACGACCAGUGGCAGGCCGCCCUGCCCGACUGCCCGGAGGAGGAAGAGGACAAGCCUGGCCGCCCGAGGUGUGCUGACCGGACAGUUUGGUCAAGCAUCUACAGUGACUUUAAAGAUGAUAGGAAGAAGUACUGCAGGGCAUGGUUAUAG
Molecule: messenger RNA, 1083 nt
Organism: Colletotrichum graminicola M1.001
Lineage: Eukaryota; Fungi; Ascomycota; Sordariomycetes; Glomerellales; Glomerellaceae
Product: glucose N-acetyltransferase
Exons: 2
Coding region: 1-1083 (360 amino acids)
Molecular function (GO): glycosyltransferase activity
Source: RefSeq, a predicted model, not a curated record